Lotus japonicus is the source of this 2071-nucleotide messenger RNA. RefSeq names its product protein HESO1-like. Lineage: Eukaryota; Viridiplantae; Streptophyta; Magnoliopsida; Fabales; Fabaceae. Gene Ontology annotation, molecular function: RNA uridylyltransferase activity. The transcript has 9 exons. The record is from RefSeq and is a predicted model, not a curated record. Bases 470 to 1807 code for a protein of 445 amino acids.
UUGAUGUCAUGAGAUAGGUCAUUCUCAUAGAACCUCUUCUCUUGCCCCGAUUGUGUUGUUGAAUGCUGAGGUCUCAAACGCAUGAAAAUCACAGUGCACUCCAUUCUAUACAGGUGCAAUCAAUCCACUUGAAAGCAAAGCAAGGACCACCAUGGACCCGUUACACUUUUUUCCCGCGUCCAUAUCCAAUGAAUGAAGUAGAAAACCUCUCUUCCUAAGUAAUACUCUUAUACCCUUUUCUACUUCCUACUCACUCUCAACUAAAGUUGCUUCCUUUAUCAUUUUCAACAAUGCCAAUGUCAGGGAUACUGCUCCAAAUAUUUCAAUGGAUCUGGUGUGUGUUUCAAGAAGCCUAUGCUCAUAGAUUGUGAUCCUCUUGUCUUCAUUUUCCCCAUCUAGUGCUGCAAACCAAUAUUUGCAGUUGCGUUGUCAGUACAUUCGCUGCUAGUUGGAGUUAUUGAGAGACAAAAUGAGCACACGUAGUAUGUUGGAUAUUGUUCUACACGAUAUACUUCGGGUGGUCACACCCUUACAAGAAGAUUGGGCGAUACGUUUUGCAAUUAUUAAUGAUUUCCGAAGCAUUGUUGAAUCUGUGGAAAGCCUGAGAGGAGCAACUGUUGAGCCAUAUGGAUCAUUUGUAUCUAAUCUCUUCACACGAUGGGGUGACCUGGAUAUUUCAAUUGAGUUAUCAAAUGGUUCACAUAUUUCAUCUAUUGGGAAAAAUCAAAAACAGAGGUUAUUGGGAGAUCUUAUAAAAGCUUUGAAACUGAAAGGUGGAUGGAUCAACUUGCAGUUCAUCUCCCAUGCGCGAGUUCCCAUUUUAAUAUUCAAAAGCCGCCGACAGGGUGUAUCUUGUGACAUUUCAAUCAAUAACCUGCAGGGUGUGAUCAAAUCCAAGCUUUUGCUUUGGAUUGACAGGAUAGAUGGCCGCUUUCGAGAUAUGGUUUUAGUGGUAAAGGAAUGGGCCAAAGCACAUAAAAUCAAUAACUCUAAAACUGGAACUUUCAACUCGUAUUCUCUCAGUUUGCUAGUAAUCUUUCACUUUCAGACAUGUGUUCCUGCAAUUUUGCCACCACUUAAAGAUGUAUAUCCUGGCAAUAUGGUUGAUAAACUGACAGGUGUUAGAGCUGAUGCAGAGGAUUUUAUUGCGGAAACAUGUAAUGCUAACAUAAACCGAAUCAUAUCUGACAAAUCCAGGCCAAUUAACAGAAAAUCUUUGCCUGAACUUUUUGUUGAAUUCUUAAGAAAGUUUGCUCAAAUGGAUUCAUGGGCCUCAGAGCUGGGAAUUUGCCCAUAUACCGGACAAUGGGAACAGAUAAAGAACAACAUGAUAUGGCUGCCCAAGACUUAUGCAAUAUUUGUUGAGGAUCCUUUUGAGCAGCCACAGAAUACUGCAAGAUCUGUCAGUGCAGGACAACUGAGUAAGAUAUCCGAGGCAUUUCUAAGGACAUACAGCGUACUUACCUCCAAAAAUCAGAAUCAAAAUUCUCUCUUGACUUUCUUAGCACCACCAGAGGUGUCAAGGUUAAUUAUAAAACCUGUUAUCCCAAAUUACAAUGGUGGUGGUGGCUAUUUCCACCCACCUCAGCUGCCACUACAUGUGCAGAGAGCCGAGCACCCACGCCAUCAACAUCGGUCGCAGCGUCGUGUUCACAAUGGAAGUCAAGGAACAACCAAUGGCCAAAAUAUGGAGGCAAAAGAUCCAAUAGCCAAAACACAGAAGGGAAACUCCAACAGUUCAACUUCAAAAGUACCACCUGUGCAGGUACGUCAAGGCCAGCAGAUAUGGAGGCAAAAGAUCCAAUAGCCAAAAUUCAGAAUGGGACCUCUUUUUUUGCAUUGAGAACUUAAUGGGUUUAGCUAUUCAACAGGUUCUAACUGUUGUCUACUUUUUGUUAAUGAGUACCAGAAUAAUGGUAUUUCUUAUGUCAUGAUAAUGAUUACCAUGAUUUUUUCUGCUGCUGGGGAUUACAAGGAUUAUUACUUGAUAUUUUUGUGGGGGAUUACUAAUGUAAUGCCUUAAUUAGACACUUUAUUAGACAAUUCUAUUCAUUGCAUAUGACCCGGCUAA